GCCCAUCUCAUAAACUGAAAGAAAGAUAAUCAAUUUCCAAUUCAUGAUUUUGGGUCUUUGUGAUUAGUUAACAACAAAUGGGGGGAAAGGGGUUGUUUUGUGGUGAAGGGAUUGGAAUAAGGGGCAUAAUGGUAAUUAUGUUGGGAGUAACUGUGACUCUUAUUAGAUGUGGGGUGCUUGUGGAGGGUAAUUUGUUCUCUAAACAGAAGAUUUUGGAAACUGAAAGACAAUUAAACCAACUUAGAAGGCCUGCAGUUAAAACCAUUCAGAGUGAAGAUGGUGAUAUCAUUGAUUGCAUUGACAUCUACAAGCAGCCAGCUUUUGAUCAUCCUGCUCUCAGAAACCACACCAUCCAGAUGGCACCAACAUAUGACACAACCAAGGAGACAAAGACAAUGAAAAAAAUGGACAGAUGGAAGAAGAGGAAUGAAGAACAAUCUCCCAUUACAGUGAAGCAAACAUGGCACAAAAGUGGAAGCUGUCCUCAGGGAACAAUCCCGGUCCGAAGAAUCCAUAAAAAGGAGCUUCUGAGAGCCAGCUCCGUUAAGGACUAUGGAAGAAAGAAGCACAGUUCUACCUUGUCUCGUCAUGUUUCACAGUUAAGUAACAACAAAACUGUGUACCUUCAACGUGCAAACCACUCGAAGGCAAUAUUGUUUACAGAAGGGUACAGAUAUAAUGGAGCCAAAGGAGACAUCAAAGUUUAUAACCCUGCUGUCGAGCUUGAUGAUGAAUAUAGCACUUCUCAAGUUUCUCUCAUAAAUGGUGCUUAUUAUGACUUUGAGAGUGUUGAAUCCGGAUGGGCGGUAAAUCCCAGCGUAUACGGGGACAGACAGACUCGAUUUUUCGUGUAUUGGACUGUUGAUGGCUCACAGAAAACUGGUUGCUUUGAUCUCACUUGUCCUGGAUUUGUUCAGACUAGCCAUGAAAUUGCUCUUGGUGCAGCAAUCCAUCCAAUCUCUGUUCCUCAUGGGCUUCCAUAUCAAAUAAUCGUCUACAUCUACAAGGAUCCAGUAACAAGCAACUGGUGGGUGCAAUAUGGGGAGAGAAUUAACAUCGGUUACUGGCCGCCGGAGCUGUUUGUUUUAUUGAGCUACCAUGCAACAAGUGUUGAAUGGGGAGGUGAAGUUUAUAGCUCAAGAGUGGGAACUACGCCUCACACAAGAACAGAUAUGGGCAGUGGACACUUUGCUGAGUCAUCAGUUUGGGGGACUUCAGGCGUCAUAAAAAGAAUUCGAGUACAUGAGAAUUCACCUGGGCUGAAAUUCCCUGAUAUAGUUAAUACUUUGAUGGAUGAGUUCAACUGUUAUGAUGUCAAGUAUCUUUCGGAUUAUGUUGAAGAUCCUGAGUUCUAUUAUGGAGGGCCUGGUAGAAAUUAUAUGUGCUAUAUAAUCAAACAAAUGGGGAAAGGGUUGUGUUGUGGUGAAGUGAUUAGAUUAAGGGGGAUGAAGAUGAUGGUAAUUAUGUUGGGAGUGACAGUGACUCUAAUUAGAUGUGGGGUGCUUGUGGAGGGUGAUUUGUUCUCUAAACAGAAGAUUUUGGAAGUUGAAAGAAAAUUAACCCAACUUAGAAGACCUGCAGUUAAAACCAUUCAGAGUGAGGAUGGUGAUAUCAUUGAUUGCAUUGACAUUUACAAGCAGCCAGCUUUUGGUCAUCCUGCUCUUAGAAACCACACCAUCCAGAUGGCACCUACAUAUGAUGCAACAAGGGAGACAAAGACAAUGGGAAAAAUGGACAGAUGGAAGAAGAGGAAUGAAGAACAAUCUCCCACUACAGUGAAGCAAACAUGGCAGAAAAGUGGAAGCUGUCCUCAGGGAACAAUCCCGGUCCGAAGAAUCCGGAAAAAGGAACUUCUGAGAGCCAGCUCGGUUAAGGACCAUGGAAGAAAGAAGCACAGUUCUACCCUGUCUCGUCAUGUUUCAGAGUUUAGUGACAACAAAACUGUGAACCUUCAACGAGCAAACCACUCGAAGGCAAUAUUGUUUACAGAUGGGUAUAGAUAUAAUGGAGCCAAAGGAGACAUCAAAGUUUAUAACCCUGCUGUUGAGCUUGAUGAUGAAUAUAGUACUUCUCAAGUUUGUCUCAUAAAUGGUGCUUAUUAUGACUUUGAGAGUGUUGAAUCUGGAUGGGCGGUAAAUCCCAGCGUAUACGGGGACAGACAGACUCGAUUUUUCGUAUACUGGACUGUUGAUGGUUCAAAGAAAACUGGUUGCUUUGAUCUUACUUGUCCUGGAUUUGUUCAGACUAGCCAUGAAAUAGCUCUUGGUGCAGCAAUCUAUCCAAUCUCUGUUCCUAAUGGGCUUCCAUAUCAAAUAAUCAUCUACAUCUACAAGGAUCCGGUAACAAGCAAUUGGUGGGUGCAAUAUGGGGAGAGAAUUAACGUUGGUUAUUGGCCGUCGGAGCUGUUUGUUGCACUGAGCUACCAUGCAACGAGUGCUGAAUGGGGAGGUGAAGUUUAUAGCUCAAGAGUGGGAACAACUCCUCACACAAAAACAGAUAUGGGCAGUGGACACUUUGCUGAUUCUGUUUGGGGGACUUCAGGCGCCAUAAGAAGAAUCCGAAUACAUGAGAAUUCACCUGGGCUGAAAUUCCCUGAUAUAGUUACUACUUUGAUGGAUGAGUUCAACUGUUAUAAUGUUAGGUAUCUUUCAGAUUAUGUUGAAGAUCCUGAGUUCUAUUAUGGAGGGCCUGGUAGAAAUUAUAUGUGCCCUUAAGCUUAGCUUAGCUUUGCUAGGACUUGUUUAAGACCCAUUAGAAUGGGUAAUUAUGUCGUUUUAAACUUUCAUUUAUUUUUCCAAUAUAAACUAUA
Prunus avium (sweet cherry) is the source of this 2809-nucleotide messenger RNA. Its product is annotated as NEP-interacting protein, putative (DUF239). The record is from RefSeq and is a predicted model, not a curated record. Lineage: Eukaryota; Viridiplantae; Streptophyta; Magnoliopsida; Rosales; Rosaceae.